AUGUCACAGCUUCAGGACAAUUUCCAGGCUUCCGGUGUUGUCGAUGCUUCCAGCAGCAAGAUUCCAGGGGUUGAAGUGGGGUCGCAGCAAGCGCCAGCUCCCACCCAAGGCGGUGGAAGCGUUAGAGGCAUCAGCCUUCCGAUGGGGAUGGGAGGAGGCGGCGGUGGCGGCGGCGGCGCCGGAGCGGCGGCUUUCCUCACGGGAGGGGGGUUGCUGUCGGGGAAGAGCGUGAUCUCGGUGCAGAGCAAGCGGCUGGCUGACGAUGUCAACUACGUGUACGACCGGCAGAUUCUGUACACGAACAAGAUUCAGUUCCAACGGAGCCGCAUCGAAGACCUGACGUUUCGAAUAGCCAAGGCGGAGAAGGAGCUCGAGGACAAGCGGAAGACCGCCGGGCCCGACAACGCGCAGACCGUUAAGGGCGGCGUUUCCACGACGGAGCGAGAGAUUCAAAGGGUCGAGAACCGUCUCCAGCAGACACUGAUGAAGGCUAGCAUGUUGGACGCGGCCAACGCUCGCCGUAAGGAGUGCGUCAACAGCCUGAGAAGAGAAAAAAUGGCUGAGGUCAAGGCUCAGAAGCGGCUAGUGGCUGAGCUGGAGCGAGCGAGGGCGAUCUGCGCAAGCACCACAAGGGCAACGCAGCAGAUGGUCGACGACAAGGAAAAGACUCGGCGAGAGAUCGAGGUCCUGAAGCAGGAAGUCGUGAAGGACCUGGAGUCGUUUCGGGAGGAAUUUCAGGGCAUGACGGAGAGCCUGGCCGCCGCGAAGGAGGCCACUCAAGAAAGCAACGCGAAACUAGAGUACAUGACGCGUAGUCGCCCUCCAGGGGCAGGAGAAGACGAAGAGGGGGAGUCCGGGCAGGGCGGGGGUGCCGCGGGUGAUGCAUCCACGGGGUCUGCGGGUGGCGGCCCACCCGGGGCGGGAGAGGUGCAGCCCCUGUCGAGAGCAAAACGCCUUCACCAGCAGAGCAUAAUGUCGUUCUGGCUGAUCCUCAAGAAGAAGAACGACCUGCAGGCGAAGGCGGCCAGGGUUCAGGAGCUGCGCGCCAUGCUGGAGAAGAUAAGUGCGGCGACGAGUCUUACCACCCUCGACGACUUCGUUCCUGUGAUGCUGGAGGCCGAGGACGAGAACUACAACCUGUUCAAGCUCAUCAACGAGCUCAACAAGGAGGCCGGAAGCAAGAAAAGUCAGCAGGCCGUCAAGCUUUCCCUCCAGCAGCAGAUAGACCGCUACCGCUCCACGGCUAAGGACCAUGACCGAGCCUACGGCAGGGACGUCGAGGCCAUCAAGUCCAUCGAGGAAAGCCUUAUCUCCGUCUUCAACAAGGUCGGGUCCAGUGACAAGGCGGCGUCCAAGCAGCUGAUCGCCAUGGGCGUGACCGACAGAAACAUCCUGCUCUUCCUGGCUCAGAUCGAGGAGCAGAUCGACUACAUCGUGCAGGUGUACAACGCCGCCACGGAUAGCACGGCCGUGCCGAACGUCCGCCGUCCCUCCACCCCGGUGGUGAACCAGUCGACGGGGGAGCGCGUGCCGAGCAUGUGCGCGCCGCACCCCCCGUCCUCGGACACGAUCGACGACACCCCCCUGGGCAUGUCGGCGGCGGCGGCGGAGGAGGACGCCGACGGCGCCUUCCGCCCGAUCAACACGGCCAGGGUGGCGGUGAGCAUGAAGGAGCAGGUCCUCCGAAUGCCCCAGGGGAUCAACAAGGCGGGCGGCGGCGGAGGCGGCGCUGGGGGGGUGAAGGGCGUCAAGAUCGGAGACGGCAACUUUUCGGGACGCGCCGCCAAAACGGCGGACAUGACGGUGUGCGCUUCUCUAUGCAUGGGGCUUCGAAAGGUUGGCUUGCCGCCAGAGAAAUCGCCAAGUGGUAUAAUCGGGGUCAUGGACUCAGUCCAAGACUCGUCAACGUCGGGGGGGGCACGCGGAGCGUGA
Ectocarpus siliculosus is the source of this 1932-nucleotide messenger RNA. Lineage: Eukaryota; Phaeophyceae; Ectocarpales; Ectocarpaceae. The record is from the annotation of a GenBank genome assembly.